AAGGUACGCGGAAUAGGAAUAUAGUUUUGAAAUUCUGUCAUAAAAUUAUUUAUUUUCGCGCAUUUAAAAACUACAUCUAUGUUAAUCUCUAGAAAUAUUAUUUGCAGUGGUUUUGGAUAAUUAACAUGUGAUGGUUGACGGACCUUUUCGUGCAUUUAAAUUGAAAUCAUUUUGGAUUGAGAAUAAAAAGAAUGUUUUUAAAACUAAAGACUACAGUUUUGAUCUGCGUAACAUCCGUUCUUUAUACAGCAGUUACUGCCCAAGAAUGUGGCGAGGGCUAUAUAUCACUUGAUAUAACAGGUGCGUGCACGAAUUCCACGUGUUUAGGCGAAUGCCGAGACAAAAACACAUGCUGUCUAGAGAUGUGUUUUGCGGGGAUAAGUCCAUCUAAAUUAGAACUUGAAGGUUGCGCAAAUAUUGAGGGUGACCACGGCACAUGCAGCCAGUUUGCAUCACAGACCGACUGUUUAGCAAAUAAAUUAAAUAAAACAUAUGAUGCUUGUUGGAAACACACAUUAUACUAUAUUUCAUCGCACCCUGGGGUCGGCGAAAUCAGUGGAUUUAACCCUGUCAACUGUCCAUGUGAGUACGGACAGACGCUGAUAGAGGGAGGCUGUUACCAACCCCAGUGUUUAAACUCGUCUUAUUGUCAAUUAAAGGAAGAUCAAGUCAGGGACACGUUCGUAUGUUGUCUUGAUAAAGCCAUGUUUCCACAUGAGAGUGACUGUGGUAAACAUGAGAAACUCGACAAGUCUAUAAAAAAGAAUGUGAACGUGAGCACUCUGGCAGAUUGCCAAGAAAUUUGUCAAGAAGGAAUUUGUAAAAUGCCUGACGCUAAUAGAUUCCCUGCAUGUUGUGUAGAAGCGACUAAAAUUGUUAAGCAGGCAGACGACGGAUCUAUUCAUGGAAGUGUCAUAGCUGUCAUAAUAACCCCCAUUGUUGUAUUACUUAUAGCAGGAACUUUUAUUGGGUACUACGUCUACAGAACUAGGCUACAGGAUAAAAGCAGGAAAAUUGACAGCCAAACAAAUUCAAUAGAAAUCACCGGGGUGGAUGAAAUGAUUGGGGGCGAACAAGCCUGGAACGAUGACGUCGCCACUUUCUCCGAUAUUUCACCAAAGAUGAACGGGUUUCUCGCGGAACGGGAAACAGACGUACGUCACGAAUAUGACGAAUUUGACCACGUUUCUACUCCAGAAUUCGAUGGAAGAGUACAAUCUAUUGAAAAGUUAAGAACAGGUGGAAAUACUCAGCAGUAUGAUAAUCAUAUAUAUAUAGCUGACAAUGAAAAACGUAAUGACGAAGAAAUCUCUACGAUAUUUGACUCUUACUGAGUGAUUGAUCAACAUUAAAACAAGUGUUUUUGUCUCUUAAAAUACCAUCCAUUUGCUUUUUCUGGUUUUCCGCCGAUUUUUAACGCAUACAUUUUGGCCAUAUCUCCACAGCCGACCCAACUAACCGUCUUUCCUGGAUAACUAACCAGUAAUUACAAAAUUUUCUGCAAGUGACCAACAACUAAUACCACAUGAUUAGUGAAUCACCGUCGAGAGACAAAAUUAAUGAUCAUUAGUCUUCAUGUCAGGGAUCAAUCGUCAUGAAGAAAUAACACUCAAUUCGAGGCUCGAGUCAGCGUCCCAUCGAUUAUUAAAGUGAAAUGCCUCAGGUACUAUUAUGCAUGUUUGUAUACCACAUUGACGUGAGUCUAUAGAGUGUCAUGCAAUUCAAAUCAUGUCCGGCAAAAAAUCGAUUUUUGUCAAAAUCAAAUAAAAAUUAUAACACGAACACGGGUGUAAAAUGUAACAGUCGGUGAGUAAAAUGUAACAGCCGUCCCAUGAUGUGUAAUUUGUAAAUGGAGUUGCGUUUUGGAUAAUAAAAUAACACUACUUUUGACUGUAAGCACAUUUUUAUUUGAUAAUUAUAUAUAACAGGAUUGCAUAAAUAACAACAUGAAGUAAU
This is a messenger RNA of Ruditapes philippinarum (Manila clam), 1956 nucleotides long. RefSeq lists its product as uncharacterized. Lineage: Eukaryota; Metazoa; Mollusca; Bivalvia; Venerida; Veneridae. The transcript has 9 exons. The record is from RefSeq and is a predicted model, not a curated record. Bases 192 to 1334 code for a protein of 380 amino acids.